GAGCCGGGGAGGAGCCGGGGCUGGAGCUGAGGAGGAGCCGAGGAGGAGCCGGGGCUGGAGCCGAGGAAUAGGCAGAGCUGGAGCCGAGGAGGAGCCGGGGCUGGAGCCGAGGAAUAGGCAGGGCAGGAGCCGGGUCUGGAGCAGCCGAGGUUUCGUGGGAUUGCUGCUUUGGUGCUGUCUGACCAGGGAGUUCUUUAAAUACUCUCCAGAAGAGGUCACACAGAACUGUCAAAGUUAGACUGGCGGAAGGAAGAAGAUGUCCUCGAAUGGACUGCAGAAGACAAUUAGUAACCCGAUAAUUCCAUAUGUUGGGACAAUACUUGGUGGCCUUGCUCCUGGAGAGCUGAUUGUGAUACAUGGCACUGUUCCUGAGGAUGCAGACAGGUUCCAGGUGGAUUUCCAGUGUGGCAGCAGCAUAAAGCCUCGAGCUGAUGUGGCGUUUCAUUUCAACCCCCGUUUCAAAAGGUCUGGUUGCAUUGUUUGCAACACAUUGGAGCAGGAAAAAUGGGGCUGGGAGGAGAUCACUUACGAGAUGCCCUUUCAGAAAGGGAAGUCAUUUGAAAUUGUCAUCAUGAUUUUAAAGGAUAAAUUCCAGGUGUCUGUAAACAAGAAGCACGUGCUGCUCUACAAAUACAGAAUUAGCCUUGAAAGAAUAGAUACGCUUGGAAUAUAUGGCAAAGUGCAGAUCAGAACUAUAGAAUUUGUUUCUAACCCUAUACAAGGCUCUCAGCCCUUAUCUCUAGGAGUAACCAAGAAAAACACAGAAAAUGGGGAUGUGCCUAAUGAUUCCAAAUUUGGAGUUCCAUACAUUGGGAAGCUUGAUGCUCCACUUCGUCCAGGAUGCACAGUUGCCAUUAAAGGUGAAGUGAAUAAUAAUGCAAAGAGCUUUGCGAUAGAUCUGAAAUCAAGUGACUCAAAGGACAUUGCAUUACAUCUGAAUCCCCGAGUGAAAAAUAAAGUUUUUGUAAGAAACUCCUACCUUCAUGACAGCUGGGGAGAAGAAGAAAGGGAAGUUGCUGGUUUCCCCUUCAGCCAAGGGAUGUACUUCGAGCUGAUCAUCUUCUGUGAUGCCCAGCAGUUCAAAGUUGCUGUUAAUGGUGUUCACACUCUGGAGUACAAACAUCGUUUCAAACAACUUGAAAAGAUUAGCAUAGUGGAAAUCAGGGGUGAUGUUCUGUUGUUAGAUGUGAGGAGCUGGUAGUUCUUUUGAGUCAGCACUCAAAGAAUUAAACCUCUCCCAAUGACAGUGCCUCUUUGUGAAGUACGAACAGGUGCUGAUUCAUGCUGAGCCUGCCCUUACCUCUCUUAGCUUCUGUAUCUGCCUCUCUGAGUUAGGUGAGUACCAAAGCUGCUAACUGCGAGAUUAAAUCCUUCUCUACAGUAUCCUGGAAGCUAAGUAAGUGUUCACAUAAAUCUCUUGUAUUAUGACAUCUAGCAAUAUGAAAAUGCUGCAUCAGACUGUGUCUAACACUUGCACUCUGUAUAUAUAAGUUAAACUACUACUUCUGAAGUAGAAGAGACUAAAAUAAGAUCCGAAGAUAUUAUUAACCACCCCAAAAGGGACAUUGAUAAUUCAUUUGAAAUAAUAGAACUCUGAAAUAUACUCUUCUGCUUCUUAGUUUAUAUUAGCAACUAUAACUUUUUUACUUUGGCUGGGUUAAGCAAACAAUUGACCCAGUUCUAGCAUAAGGGGCAAUUUGAUCUUCCUUAGUCUGCUGCUGCAGUAGUAGCUUCUCUGACACUGUCACCCCCCAGCAUUUCUAGCUUCUUGUUUUCCUAAGUGGAGGAAAUGAAAAUGCUGUAUCUGGUUCCCAUUGUGUGAACUUUUGAAAGCUUGUUUGAUCUGAAAUAGCUCUGGAGUUGAGAUUCCUCAGGGACUGAAGUAGAUAUUUGUGUGUUUUUUUUAAAAAUUGUGUGAAGCCAGGUACUCCAGGCAAGGUUUCAGCUGAGAUGAGACUCGAAUACUCAUCAGUAGAAUAAAGAAUGAAUCUUUGUGCAGCCUUGUAUUAAACUGUCAGUCUGAAACAUGCUGGUCCUAUUCAGUGUUUGGUACAAAUGCCAGUCUUAAUUUUUAUACUUUUUUUAGAAAUAAGCUGCUACUGGCUGUCAAUACCUGCCUGAGGGAUGUUUGUGUUUUUCUUAACAGCUGCUAAAAGAGUGAAGUAAUUCCAAGAAUAAGAUGUACCCUUAGACUGUUUAAUUACCAUAUUUAAUGUAUAAAAAGCAUCAAUA
Cuculus canorus (common cuckoo) is the source of this 2232-nucleotide messenger RNA. RefSeq names its product galectin 8 (gene LGALS8). The record is from RefSeq and is a predicted model, not a curated record. Bases 257 to 1201 code for a protein of 314 amino acids. The transcript is spliced from 10 exons. Gene Ontology annotation, molecular function: carbohydrate binding. Lineage: Eukaryota; Metazoa; Chordata; Aves; Cuculiformes; Cuculidae.